CAGGUGAACUGGGGGAAAACAUUUUUACAGAUCCAAAGCGUUGAGCUGAAACAGAGACAACAUGUUCAGGAUUUCUUUCAUAGUGUGUAUCUCUCUGAUACUUGGCAUCACAGCAAAACCUUAUAAACCUUUGAAUAAACUGACAGAUGAAACAUUCCAGGAUACGGUUAUGUCAGUAGAUGCCAAUGGGAAGAUGUCCUGGAAAGUAGAAUUGGAGCCUCCGGAGGACAUGGAUGAGACUCAGUAUGACAUUGACCCCAGCAUGAAGAUCUGGAAGAAGAUGACAGGAGCUGGGCAGGAAAAACAUCCCCUGAAGUCAGAAGAAGACCUCGAUGAGCUGUACCAUCCUUCUGUGCCUGAUAUGCUCAAAGUUCAAAUGCAAAACUUUGACGCCCUCCCUGCUGCUGACAUCCAGUCAGAGCCUUUACAGAAAGAUGCCAACACAGAGCGCAGUCAGGUACCAGAGGAGGAUAAAGAUGACAUGUAUCACCUUGAUUUGAGUAAUGAGGCCUCAGAAGAACCUGAAGAGGACUGGGGUGAAAUCAGUGAUGAAGGGACAGAGGCACUGGAUGUGUAUCUGGCCCCACUAAUUUCUGGAUACAGAGUCGGCACUCAGCUCCGUGCUGAGCACCCUGAACCAGAGGUUGACCAGUAUCAUAACAGCGAGCCACUGAGACGUGAGGUCAGAGUUCACCUUCAGCCAGAGGAGGACAUGGACGACAUGUACCACAGAGACAUCCAACAGCCCGUCCCUUACCAAGAUGAGGCUGAAGCUGCCAGUCCUGUUGGUCAGCCACCUCAGAGGAAGUACAGCGAACCAGAGGAAGAUCUGGAUGAUCUGUACCACCACUGAUCCUUCAGCAACAA
Messenger RNA from Scomber scombrus (Atlantic mackerel), 867 nucleotides. RefSeq lists its product as uncharacterized. Bases 62 to 853 code for a protein of 263 amino acids. NCBI's taxonomy places the organism in Eukaryota, Metazoa, Chordata, Actinopteri, Scombriformes, Scombridae. The record is from RefSeq and is a predicted model, not a curated record. The transcript is spliced from 4 exons.